Messenger RNA from Ctenocephalides felis (cat flea), 395 nucleotides. Its product is annotated as ESX-1 secretion-associated protein EspB-like. NCBI's taxonomy places the organism in Eukaryota, Metazoa, Arthropoda, Insecta, Siphonaptera, Pulicidae. The transcript is spliced from 4 exons. Bases 21 to 395 code for a protein of 124 amino acids. The record is from RefSeq and is a predicted model, not a curated record.
GUCGUGUACGCAUUUUGCAGAUGUUUAUCAAGGCGUUUAUCACGGUUGGUUUGGCGUCGAUGGUGUUGGCAAGGCCACAGUUUAUAACAUUUAAAGAUGGUCGUGUGGGUGUGAACUUUGGCGGUUAUCACGCGUCCGCCGGUCUGGGCGGUUUGUUGACCGGAGAUUCAGCUCACGGCGGUCUUCAGGCUGAAGCAGGCACACCGUGGGGAGCACGAGCUGGUGCAGGACUCGGUGGGGAUGCCAGUGGACAAGGCGCUAUGUACGCCGAAGCACGAUCUCCAUGGGGCAGGGCCGGAGCAGGUCUUGGAGGCGAUUUGGCAGCCGAUGAUGGCCAAGUGGAAACGCUAUACCGCGCGGUUACAAAUACUCCUACGCUAGGAGACAUUAGUUAG